UUCUUAAUUCACAGACCAACAGAAUGGACGCUAAGUUGCUACUUGUCUUGAUGGGCAUAGUUAAGACCGCGUCUGGGGCGGUUUCAUAUGGCUUGAUUGAGACAGAACUGGUACACGGGGAAACAGUGAAGUUCUGCACAUACAAAGGAAUGCGCCUUCUUCCAACGUCGGACUUUGUUGAUUAUGACGCGUGUGAAAAAUGUCAGUGCGGCGAAAAUGGGCUGUCUUGCCAGAGCGUGGGUACAUAUGUUGCAAGCGCGGUAAGAGGGACUAAAUGCAAGAAUGUGAAGAUAGCCUGUCAGACUACGUGGGUGCUGAGGUCUGACACCAAGAGGAAGUGCCCGAAGCAUCUGAUGCCUAUAUCUAUCACAGCAGUUGGGAAAUAAUAAGUAAAAUGUCAGUUCUGUGAUCAAAUGCAUAUAUAAACAUAAACUUUAUUUUAUUUCUGAAACUAUCCUUGACAGAAUAAAUAAAUUGUGUUUCUUCA
Molecule: messenger RNA, 487 nt
Organism: Dreissena polymorpha
Lineage: Eukaryota; Metazoa; Mollusca; Bivalvia; Myida; Dreissenidae
Product: beta-microseminoprotein-like
Exons: 3
Coding region: 24-386 (120 amino acids)
Source: RefSeq, a predicted model, not a curated record